GGGCGGUGUCCGUCUUCAGUUUUAACUGAAUGAGCUAACAGGAGCCCUAGUGAAUAAGAAACAUUUGAUGUGAGAAAAAUAUGAGAUAUAUUUCAUGAAAAAAUAAGGCUGUAUUUCGAUGAAACUGAAGUAAAACAGCAAUCAGACAGGAAAAAAAGACGACUAGAUAUUACAAAAUAGAAACUUUUGACUGUGAUACCAAAAGAGAUUAGAAAAAAUCAAAGAUGGAAUCUUUCCCACACGUACUCCACGUCCUGACCAUCGGCCUUCUUCUCAUCAUCAUACUCAUCUUCCUUGUUCUGGCAGGUGGUAUCGGACCUGAUCGUCUGGCUGGCUUCGAUCCUGUUCUAGAAUAUGGAAUGACAGCAACUAUCAUACUCUACACUUUGAGAUUUCUGACAUUCAUUCCAAUACCGCAAGCAAUUUUUAAUUUUCUCGGACUAUUUUGUUACAAUACUCACCCUCCAAAGCCUAAGUUAAAGACCUCUACGUUAUUUGGCCCAUUUAUUUGCUUCAGGGUUGUAACUAGAGGAACAUUUCCAGAACUUGUGAAGAAAAAUGUGCAGAGAAAUGUGGAAAUAUGUUCAAGGAUUGGUUUAGAUAACUAUAUAAUUGAAGUGGUGACAGAUAAUGCCGUAAACCUACCGAAGUCACCACGACUUAGAGAAAUUAUUGUACCAAACCAGUAUGUCACAGCGAAUCAUACAAAGUACAAGGCAAGAGCUUUAAACUACUGCCUUGAAGCUGGUGUCAAUAUGCUUACAGACAAUGAUUGGAUUGUGCAUUUAGAUGAAGAAACUCUCCUCACUGAGUCGUCCGUUAUAGGUAUUGUCAACUUUAUCAACGAGGGAAGCUACAAUCUUGGACAAGGCGUUAUUACGUAUGCAAACGAAGACAUAGUUAGCUGGCUAACGACAAUCGCAGAUUUAGUAAGGGUUGGAAUGGACUUUGGAAUGAUACGAUUCUGUCUGAAAUAUCUUCAUAAACCAGUGUUCAGCUGGAAAGGAAGUUUUAUUGUAGCAAAUGCUGGCAUUGAAAGGCAGAUUACGUAUGAUUUUGGUAUAGAAGGUAGUAUAGCCGAGGACUGUUUCUUUGCUUUAACAGCCUGGAAGGAGGGACAUCAGUUUGGUUUUGUUGAAGGAGACAUGUGGGAAAAAAGUACAUUUUCUGCGUUAGAUUACAUCUACCAGCGUAAACGAUGGGUACAGGGUAUAUAUAAUGUGUUUUUUAGUUCACAAAUUCCAUUCAAGUAUAAGUAUGGGAUUUCACUGAUGUUACUGGCCUGGUUUUUCAUGCCUUUAACAGUCACAAACAUUGUACUAGUACCCUUGUUUCCAUUGCCAAUGUGGCGCAGUGUUAACAUCCUGUGCGGCUUUAUGGGUGCUGUAAUGCUGUUUCUUUACAUAUUCGGAGCAAUUAUGUCAUUCUCACCACGGAGAACAGGGUGGGCCAAAUAUAUUUUCCUUUGCUUUGUACCAGUUGUUGUAUUACCAGUUGCUAUGGUAAUGGAGACAAUAGGUGUUGUGUGGGCACUCAAAACCAGGAAACUAGACUCUUUCCAUAUUGUGAAUAAGCAGACGACACUGUCACCACAAACGACUGUACCUAGUGAAAAAUCCACAGCAAACACAAUUCAGCAUGUAUAACAAAUAUUAUUGUUGUCAUCAUUUAUUCAUUGGUUAAGCAUCAUUUUUUUGUGUGUGAAAAAUGUCCUUAAAAUUCCCUUAGAAUUUUUUUAGGCCUAAGUUGAUGUGUGUCUUGUGCUCUACAGAACAGUAUGCAGCAAAAUCAUGUUUUCGUGAAAGGUGUGUAUACCGGUAGUUCAAGCUUAACUGAAAGGUUACAUUGUACUUAUUUUGUGGGGAAUAAACAGAACUUUUUUAUCUAUUUGUUACUGUAUAACUGUUUAAAAAUUUAAUUCAUGUAAACAAAUUACUGACUUCUGAUACAGACUUGUAACAGAAAAGAAUUUCAAACAGUGAGAAACUACAGCAAGCAAACUGUUAACAGGUGUGUAUAAAUGUACAUAAAAGGUGUAGAAAUAUUGGAUGAGAUAUUUAUCUUCUAUAAUGUGUUGGAUAUAAUGUGUUAGAAUAUCUUCUGUCAGUGUCAUCGCAGAUUUACCAUGCUUAACAGCUGUCAAGUUUUUUCUUAAAACCUGAUGAAGUUGUAAAUGCAGGUGAUCCGAUUAUUUUCUUUUUAUUUCAUUUUUGAAGCAAUUUUUAUCUGGCCUUUUUGUUUAUUUAUCCCAUUAGCAUUGUUAAUUUUCAUGCUGAAGAGUGUAUUUUGUAGUGAUGUUUUAUAUAUUUUGUUUUUUAAGAAUUUUGUCUCAUUUUGUUGACUUAACUAUAAAGCAGUUGAAGAAGUGGGUUAUUAUUUUUUAUGCACAGCUGUGUUAUAACAGGAUUUUCAGUAUUAAAACGCAUAAUUUGAGAAUCUCAAAACUUUAUUUACACUUAAGUGGCCAGUUUAACAUGUGUACUUACAUAGUUAUAGCUUUCCUGUAUUUUAUUUGAAAAAAAAACAAAACAAAUGAAUUAAUGAUUUAAAUUUCAAAAAGUCUGGAAUUUAUGAUUAGCUCUAGUAUGAAUUUAAUUUUAAAACAGAAAAAGCGGCAAGUUUUAAGGAAGACAGCUUCUACGUUUGCUAAAAUCCUGUCGUAUGUAAAGAUGUAAAGUCAUAAAUAAUUUUUUUGUUGUUGUUGUUUUUAGCUUCUAGUUUAUGUCUAAAGUUAUGUCUGUUUUGUUGUUUGAAAAGUUAUUAGUGCUUUAUUUUGUAUUAAGGUUGUUAUUUUCUGAUAACUGACAUAUUUAACAGAUUUGUUUGCUCCUAAAAGGGUGAAGUAACUUCCAAAAUUGUUUUUGACGUUUGGAAUAUUUCAGAUAAAUACUUUUGCUGGUUUUGUUUGUCUCAGAAUUUAAUUAUAUUUAUUUUAUUUCAGUCUCAUCCAUUUACAUAAAGUAAAACCUAUAAACAGUAAAAAUCACACAUUGUAAAUGGCCACUCUCUAAGAGUUACAGGAGACUACAGAUAAUUGCUCAUAUGAGAUUAUUACAUAUACAAAUACAACAAUACAGAAACACACUUUAUAUAUAUAUAUAUAUAUAUAUAUAUAUAUAUAUACAAUGUAUAUAUAUAACAGACCAUCUAACAUUCUCAUGUUUCAGAUAACUGCUUAUUUAAUCAGCCUAAGUCAAAGAAUACAUCAAAAGCUCUGAUCAAGACUCAGAAUUAGACAGUUUGCAUAAGAGGCAAUAGUUUUUUUUUUUUUUUUUUAGAAAAGAAACCAGUUAUUAUCUAGUACGUGAAUUUAUUAUGUGCAUGUAUAUAGCUUAUGUCUUGCCUUAUCAUACCCUCCAAACUUUGUUUGGGGUGCUAUAUAGGAAUCACUUUGUCCUGUCCCUGUCCCUUUCCGUCCCAUCUAGGGAACGGAUACAGAUAUCAUGUUAAAACUGACAGUGUUUAUUUGGGAUACAUUUAAAUACCAAAUCCAAAGUCUCUGACUAAUUUUCAAAAAAUUAUCUCUCCCAUUCACUUGGAAAAAUUAUCAAUAUUGACAUUUCUUUCAAUAUUUCUGACACCUUUUCAUGCAGUUGAUUGAAAUUUCACACAAACAAUUUAAGUUUACACACUUAAAAUUAAAUCCUUUAUUAAGAUAUUGCAUUUGAACUUCAAAACCAGUUGAAGGAAUCAUAAGUCAAGUUCACAUAUUAGUUUCAUUGAAAAGUUACUUACACCUCAUGGCUCAUGAGGAAGUUGACAUAACAAGUUCUUUAACUCUGACACUUUUAUGCAGAGUUGUAUCCCUUUCUCACUUAUUUUUUCUCAUUUCUGAUAUUUAAGAGAACAACAUUAAGUCCACUGAAGGAAACUAAAUGUCACAUUGAUAUGAUACAUGUCUAUAAUAUUAUUAUGAUUUAAGAGAAAAACUUUAAAGCAAGUGAAGAAAAUUCCACAGUUAUAUAUAAAAAAUUGAACAAACUGAAAAGCACAUGAACUGUAACUUUUUCCUGAAUAUAGACAAACUUAUCUCCCUGAUUUAAUUUUAAAGAUGUCAUGUGUAGUAUUCAGAGAGUGACAAUAAUGUUUAUUUAUUACUGUAACAACCUUUCCAAACAAGGUCUUUGACAGGGGUCUGAAUAACAUUUAAUAAUAGCUCUAGCUUUUCUUCUUGUAAUUGUUAGAUUUUUAUGUCAGUUUGCACAUGUGUUAGUGCAGUUUUAUGUAAGCAAUCUUAAUUUUGUCAGAUUUUAAUUUCAACACUAAUUCUUGAUAUUUUGCUGCCAUGUGAUACUCAGAAAGGUGCAAUGAAAUGCUCUGUUACAUUUUUAUAACAUUUCACCUGGAAUAAAUAUAGUUUCAGAAGAUGUUACAAGUUUAUCUGUACUGUUUUAAGUGUUUGGGCCUCUGGACCUCUGUGAGCCACUGUCUUAGAAUCGCUUGGCCCAUAACUCUUAAGGGUUCAAGUCUUACUUGGUUCUGCAUGUCUGGAAGCUAUUUAGCAAGUUUCAGAAAGGUCACUGAUUCUAUAGAGGUGCCCUCCUGUGCUUGUAAAUAAACCCGGAGGAGCACCUAGGGUCUUCCUCCAACAUUAAAUUUAGAAAUUGACCAAAUGUUGAACUGUGUUGGUGUGAUUUAAAGUUCAACUGCACAAACAAUGUUAUUAAGUUUUAGUACCUGUUUACUGUGCCUGAGUAUUCUGUAGAGGAUAUGAAUCCUACAAGAUACUAAUUAAGAUUAACCACUGAGAUUAUUAAAUCAUGUUAAAGAAGUUGUUGAUUUUUUCUUUGUUUUUGUAAUCUGCUGAUACGUUGUUAGAAUCAAAUACUCAAUUACAUAAAGGGCAGUUUAGAAUAGACACUAUAUAUGAUACUUGUUGUGGUUUUAUUAAGUUUUCAGUACUUGUUGUUUAGCUUGCAUUUUCCUUCAUCUAAUCCAUAAUGCCAGUGGAAGGGUGAGGUGGCAUUAGUCUUCUCUCCAUCCAUCAUAAAGGAAUCUCCACAGAUUUUCAUCCAAUUUGGUCUAAACAGUUUGCAUUUACUAGACGGUUUUUUGUAAAGUUUGUAUAAUUUGCAUUAAGCGAAAUUUCAGGACAGACUAAAUGUUUUACUAACAGUAUUAUCCUUGUAUGAUUUUAUCAUUAUGUGUGCCUGAAUUUUAGAACAAAACAUGUGUAUUUUUAAUGUGUUUUUUUUCCUGUAUUUUAUCAGAAGAUCUGAUUUCGUUAUUUGUUUAUUAUCAACAAAACAAAUAAAUAUUGCACCACUCAUAAAAUUAUUAUUGGUAAUCUAGUCAUUGAGAUAAACUUUAGAAUGUUCAUUAUAAUAUUGUUUAACAAAUGGGUACCCACGAAAUCCAUUGGUAUCAUUUUUCUGUCAUUGUUGAUUUUGUAAUGACUUACCUGUUGUAUUAUCAGUAAGUAAAUGAUCUGAGGAAAAAAUCCACUUUUUCUACAGUUUUUGGUGCUUUUUUAACAUGCAUAUCCAAUGCAUCAGGAUUUUAUCAAAGUAUUGCUUUUGGAAUAAUUGCAUCAUGGAUUGAGUAUAGCA
Mercenaria mercenaria is the source of this 5549-nucleotide messenger RNA. Its product is annotated as beta-1,4-mannosyltransferase egh-like. The record is from RefSeq and is a predicted model, not a curated record. NCBI's taxonomy places the organism in Eukaryota, Metazoa, Mollusca, Bivalvia, Venerida, Veneridae. The coding region runs from base 225 to 1646 and encodes 473 amino acids. Gene Ontology annotation, cellular component: cytoplasm. The transcript has 2 exons. Gene Ontology annotation, molecular function: beta-1,4-mannosyltransferase activity.